GCCGGUUCAGACUUUUGGUCCAUGCUUGACCUUGACUCGACCCAUCAUCCCUCUAUUGCUUAAACUCUCUCAUUACUCACCGCUCCAUGUUAACGACGAGAAACGGUGCCGUUUACACGACAUCGCCCUUGGGGCACGCGUACAAGCUUUACCUUGAUGAUAAGCUUCAGGAUGCCCGACAACUCUUGCGGCAAUUCGUUUAUAACAACCAAAAGGAUACAUCUAAUCUUACAGAGGCUUGCUCUUUGUUAAUAAAAAUAUGUAACGAUCUGAAUGAUGACUGGAAGGAGAUGUGGUCAUGUUUGCAUGAUAUUUAUGGUUCAGCAAUUCCUGAUCAACUUGUUGAAUAUUUCGUCUUUUCUUGCUUGUCUACACCUUUAAACAAAGAAAAUUCAAAAGAGAAGAUUACUUUAUUAUACUCUUUCCUUCCAUUGUUUUCUCAUUCUCCGUUCAUUCGUUGUCUUCCAUUGGCGGUUCGUACUGCAUGUUCAAUUAAAGAUUAUGACCUAGCAAGACAAUUUGCCAGGUUUGGUGAAGAUCCAGGGGCUUUAUAUAAAGUCAUUGAGCAAUCAUUAGCAAAAGACAAAUUACCUUCGUCUCUGUCGUCUCUGUCUCCAUCUCCGUCAUCUGCUCGUUCGACGUCUCUGUUCCCCACUUUUCAACAAAUUCACAUCUUAAAAGCGUUUCUCUCUCGACGCUGGAAAACAACGACAGCAGUCAUACUUGGCCUUUUAUCACUACUAUUUUAUCUGCGAAAGCUGAUAAGAAACAGAAACCAUCCUCAACGCUGGUUAAUUUAUCUAAAACAACUGCUUUCAAAGUUACUGUAUUUGUUUUAAUUUAUACUAAAUUUACACUCUUUGUUUAAAAAUAGCGUUUUUGUAGAAUAACAAAGAAACACCCGAGACGAUCUUUUUUGCGCUAGUUCAACCAUUAAAACG
Molecule: messenger RNA, 941 nt
Organism: Schizosaccharomyces japonicus yFS275
Lineage: Eukaryota; Fungi; Ascomycota; Schizosaccharomycetes; Schizosaccharomycetales; Schizosaccharomycetaceae
Exons: 3
Coding region: 87-839 (250 amino acids)
Source: RefSeq, a predicted model, not a curated record